Molecule: messenger RNA, 686 nt
Organism: Dioscorea cayenensis subsp. rotundata (Guinea yam)
Lineage: Eukaryota; Viridiplantae; Streptophyta; Magnoliopsida; Dioscoreales; Dioscoreaceae
Product: protein DROOPING LEAF-like
Exons: 5
Coding region: 80-502 (140 amino acids)
Biological process (GO): cell fate commitment; leaf development; multicellular organism development
Cellular component (GO): nucleus
Source: RefSeq, a predicted model, not a curated record
CUUCUUCUUCUUCUCUUGUCUCUUCAAAACACACACACACACACACACACACUCAUCUUCUUCUUAUAAUUUACUUUUGAUGGAAUUAGUGAACUCCACUGAGCAUCUAUGCUACGUUCGUUGCACAUACUGCAACACUGUCCUCGCGGUUGGAGUUCCAUGCAAGAGACUCAUGGACACAGUCACUGUCAAGUGUGGCCACUGCAACCAUCUCUCCUUCCUCAGUCCCAGAUCAUUACUCCAUUCUCUAUCCUCUUCUUCUUCUUCUUCUGAUCAUCCUCACAUCACUUUUCAGAUGAUGAAAAUUUUAAUUUGUAGAGAGGAAAUUCAGAGAAUAAAAGCCGAAAAGCCCAACAUUCCUCAUAGAGAAGCAUUUAGCAUGGCGGCGAAAAAUUGGGCAAAAUGCGAUCCCCGAGCUUCGACUGCUGCUUCAUCUUCAGUAAAAGAAAGACCGGAGAGUGCUAAUGGUUUCAUCAUAGAGAGCUUGAAUGCAUUGAAGUAACUUUGAGCAAAAGAAUUAAGUUAUCAAUUAAGACAUGGCAGAUCAAGUUUAGUGUAUGUUUGCAUUCUAGUUAUAUAUAUCUAAACACUUUUGUUUGAUGUUGUACUUGUGCUUAAUUUUCAUGUGUUCCUUAGCUUUGUUUCUUAGCAACUUGUUUUUAAAUGGUUGAUUAUGAGUUAUAGAC